AUGGCACUUACAGAGGAGUGCAACUCUAUAGUGAGGAGAACAAUUCCACUAAAGCUGAAUGAUCCGGGCAGUUUCACUAUUUCUAUCACUAUUGAUUAUAUCGAGGUUGAACUGGCAUUGUGUGAUUUGGGUGUAAGUAUUAAUCUAAUUCCCACCUUUAUGUUCCGAACGUUGGGGUUAGGUGAGCCAAGGCCAAAAACAGUUACUUUGCAGUUAGCUAAUAGAUUUCUUGCAUACCCCGAUGGUAUAAUUAAAGAUGUUCUCAUGAAGUUGGGUCCUUUUAUUUUGUCGGUUGAUUUUAUUAUCCUUAAUUACGAGGCAGAUAAGAAUGUCCCUCUCAUCAUGGAAAGGGGAUUUUUAGCGACUAUUGAUAAGGUUAUUCACGCCAGAGAUGGGAAGAUGUCUAUAACAGUUGAUGGGAAAUAA
Molecule: messenger RNA, 426 nt
Organism: Lycium barbarum (goji berry)
Lineage: Eukaryota; Viridiplantae; Streptophyta; Magnoliopsida; Solanales; Solanaceae
Exons: 1
Coding region: 1-426 (141 amino acids)
Source: RefSeq, a predicted model, not a curated record